Messenger RNA from Gambusia affinis (western mosquitofish), 3871 nucleotides. RefSeq names its product phospholipid phosphatase 3-like. Gene Ontology annotation, molecular function: phosphatidate phosphatase activity. The transcript has 6 exons. The coding region runs from base 372 to 1292 and encodes 306 amino acids. Lineage: Eukaryota; Metazoa; Chordata; Actinopteri; Cyprinodontiformes; Poeciliidae. Gene Ontology annotation, biological process: canonical Wnt signaling pathway; phospholipid metabolic process; phospholipid dephosphorylation. The record is from RefSeq and is a predicted model, not a curated record.
AUGCUGCUGUGUUGACUCCUGCAUCCUUAAGCAGGUCGGGAAAAGCCCGCGCGGAGGAAAAUAUCCAUAUGGUAUUAAUUGGGGAAAACGGGGCGGGGGGGGAGAGUUGGAGAGGGGCGUGGUUUAGGAGACUGUCAGACUUGAAACAGCCAAAAGGAAGAGAAGAAAGGAUGGUGAGAACAGAAGAAAGCGCCGAGCUGUAGUCCUAGAAAGUCCGGGGGACUUGACUGUUUGCUGACUGUUUAAAAAGUGAGUGGAGAACCCAGCGCGCGAGCCCAACUGACUCGUGCUGAGCGGCUAGAGACGAUCUUUGAAAAGCAACAACCGGCUUCCUCCAUUCGAAUAGAGGCGCUUAAAUAAAGAGGUUUUAAAUGCAACGCUGUGUGAAGAUCAUGGCAGCCGACACGAAGAGUUCACUGGGCAACAGUGUCUGCCCUCACCGCAGCCGGAGAAAGCUGCUGGUCGCCACGGAUCUCUUCUGCUUGUUCUUAGUGAUUCUUGUCGCCGUGCUUUUGCACAAGUCUGUCUUCCCGCCUUACCAGAGGGGGUUCUACUGUGACGACGAGAGCCUCAGACUUCCCUAUAAGAACAGCUCGGUGCCCACCUCCGUACUCACAGCUAUGGGCUUCACUCUGCCCGUGUUAUCUAUCAUAAUAGGUGAAAGCUUCAGGAUCUUCUUUCUGACAAAGGAACCCAAGUCGUUAGUCGGGAACCCCUACUUUACUGCUUUCUACAAACAGAUCGGUGUGUUCUUGUUUGGCUGUGCCAUCAGCCUGUCCUUCACCAACAUCGCCAAGGUGUCGGUAGGCCGCCUACGGCCACACUUCAUUGACGUGUGCAAACCUGACUUCGCCACCAUCAACUGCUCCCUGGGCUACAUCACGGAGUACAAAUGUCUAGGCCCAGAGAGCCAAGUCCAAGAGGCUAGGAAGUCAUUCUUCUCUGGACACGCGUCGUUCUCCAUGUACACCAUGCUCUACCUAGUGUUUUACCUGCAGUCUCGCUUAACUUGGAGCGGAGCCCGCCUGCUGCGUCCAUUGAUCCAGUUCGCCCUCAUCAUGAUAUCCUUCUACACUGGCCUGACCCGGGUGUCCGAUCACAAGCACCACCCCACCGAUGUCCUGGCCGGGUUCUUUCAGGGUGCCCUGGUGGCCCUCUGGAUCGUUUUCUUUGUGUCCAAUUUGCUUAAGCCCAAAAGAAGAUGGUGCCCUGUGACCCAACCGACGGCGAAGAAAGAUGGCCUUCCUCCAGCAGACACCAAGGAGCAGAGCAACCCUCUGACCAUGGUGUAAAAACAAGGCUGAAAACCAGCUAAAAUCAAGAAAUGAGCAAAACUGUGCCUUUAUCAUUAUUAUUAUUAUUAUUGUUAUUAUUAUUCUCCUGCAGCCACUUGUUCUUACUGAAUGAAAUGGACAUUCUGGAAAGUGCAGAAGUGAACCACAGAAAACAGCUAAAGAAAGUUUUACUUUCUGGAGAACUUUCUUUAAUGUUUUUUAUGUUUUUACCCAAAUCUCACAAGACAUGUGAAUGUGUAGGGAGGUGAGACGGCCUUUUUGGGUUUUUUUUGGGGUUUUUUUGUUACACAAGGAGUAUUUGACCUUCUCUUCUGUUAUGAAGAACUUUUUGGGGGGGGUUUUAGCAAAAAUUCAAACAAAAAUCUACGAAUGGCGGCUGCUAACAAAGCUGCGUGCAGCUUUUCUGCCUUUUAUUCUCCAGCAUGGGCGCUCCACUCAUAGCCCUGCUCCUCGCUGUGUGACUCAUAUUUGGACAGACUAAAAAAAAAAAAAAAAAAAAAUGUUUUUAAAUUUAAAAAAUAAAACAAAUUCCUCUAUUUCAGGAAGGAUAUUGUUUUAGUUUAUUACAAGACAUUGCAUGCGUGACUUUUAAAGCACUAUUUUCCUCUAGUAUUGUUCGUCACGUCUUGAAACGACCUUUUUGAAAAGCUUUUGGAAAGCUUCACUCUGUGUGUAGUUCAGUGUUGCCUCAGACGUUACAGUUAUGUGGAAAAUACAGCGACGAUGUGGGUGGGUUUUAGAUGUGGGCCUCAUUCUGCUGGCUUGGAUGGGCCCCCACUGAGCCGUUUAAUGAAAUGACAGUCUUUUAUAUGUGCCAGACGGGUGUUCACGCGUUAGGUCAGAGUGCGUGUGCAUGCGUGUGCGUGUGUGUUUCAAGGUUGGGUCGUAUAUUUCAGUAUUCAUCGCCUAAAAGUGUGGCAGAGAAGAGGCUCCUGUUUUAGCAUACAAAUGUAUCUGGAGACAAGAAUGAAUGAUGCAAUUUAAUCACAUGUACCUGUUACUUACUUUUGGUUUCCUAUAACACUUAUGGCUACGUAGCUAUGUGUGUGUGUUACCAGUGGAGAUGCACUGACCAGUGACUGGCCAGAUGGAAACUCAAAAAUCUAGUCCUUUCCAACCAGGGAAUGCAGCAUAACGAAGGUGAGCAUGGAGAUGUUAGCCUUUGGCAAUUUUUGAUAUGGACGUUAUUAUAAGCUAGCCAUGUUCAGUGUCAGUGAAAUGUUUUAAAACGAGUCGAAAGAAGAACCAAAAGUUUCAGAAGCCAAGGUUAGCUGUAUUUGCAAUGCUAGCUGCUCAGUCAGUUCUUGACUCCAACACUUCUUGAACAUAUGCAAGUAUGCUAACUACUCUAGUCAUGUUAACCGUUGUAAUUUUAUGGUAAUCUCUGCAAUAUGAUGCCAAACACAUAAUACUCAUAGUAGCUUAUGUUGUAAAAUCACAUAAUUGGGAUGUCGGUAGAGAUGCGCUGACCUACGACUGACCAGUUGGAAACUCAAAAAGUCAGGGAUUGCACUGUAAAGAAGGCUAACAGGUUACACAGCUAGCCUUGACAUGCUUCAGUGUGGACAUUGUUACAUGGAGCUAGCGAUGUUUGGUAUCAGUGAAAUGUUUUAAUCUUGAGUUAGAAGAAGAACUGAAAGUUUAGGAAGCUACUUAAAUGUUAGCCAUAUUUAACAUUUAAGUAGCUGUGGAGGGAUGCCAGCUGCUCUUGACUUCUUUGGGUUUUAAUACUUCUGGACUUUUUCCAAGUAUACCAACUACUCUAAUCAUACUAACCGUUGUAAUAUCUAGGGUCUGAUUCCAAAAACAAUUCAUAAUGUUAACUCUAUUUUCUUCCCGUUUUACCCCUUUCUCACACAGUGUGACUUCGCCUCUGAUCCAAGUACAAUGGCUCAUUUAAAAAUAAUUAAUGAUAUCAAACAGCAAGAAUUCUUUAUUAAAAACAGCUGGAUUAAGUGACAAGUCAAAAUCAACUUUAACUGAUAUUACUAGAUAUCGGCUGCUAAUAUAACGUUUAACUGUAGGAACUGUAGAUUGGAACAUUUUAGCUGUUUUUAGCUAAUAUAUUUUAAAACCCAGACACAAGCUGUACAAAAUUGGAGUUUGACAACAGAACGCUGUUCGGAGAGUCUCUGGAUGACAUAAACCUGAUGCAAUACCUGCAGUGUGCUUGCUUGACUCUGUUGUGAAACAUGUACAGACUCGCUUAUGAAUAACUAAGACUGCCUCAGAAAGUUCACCGUGCCACUACGUGUUGUAAAUUGCUGUAAAGUGUGUCCUGUUUGUGUCCUGCAGAAACGCCCACUAUGACUCUGCGGUGAGACCUGUGUAAAUGUAGAACGUGCUUCUGUGUGAGGCAAACAGCAUCCAGCGAAGUGAAUAUUAACUUGUAUAAAAACAAGAACGAAGCGGGUCAAAACCAGACUCCUUCGGUUCUGGGUUGUUUUGGGUUUUUUUCUGUUAUGAAAACAAAACAACAACAAAAAAACUUUCUAUUUUUGUAAUGUGAAAUUUUAUACCAUAAAGCUGUAUCAAAGAAAGGAUGUCUUUAAUAAAAAAAGAAAAGUGAAGUUGAA